AGCAAAAAUAGGAGUGUUCGAAAGAUGAGGAUAAUGAGUAACCGCAAGCCACAGGCAUGUGUAGCGGCACUACCUUCAAAUCUUUCGAGGAGCAAACCACAGGAGAAUGGUCAAACACGCGAGGGCAUCGACGUUUCUUUAUGGAUCACUUGGGGGAAACUAGUCGGAUAAAAAACCCCACCUUACAUACACAUAUCAGAACCAAUAUGCUAGGGUUUAGGGUUAUAUGAUCACGUGGACCACUCUCCACCCACAGCACUCCCAAAAUUGUACUAAACAAAACUUGGGCUUUCAAUUUGUAUAUGCUUAGGCGGUAGUCUAGUUUCGAUGUGGGACUUUUUGGUAAGAAGUAAGUAGAUGCUACUUCUGUAAUUAAUUAAGUUGACUGCUCUCCAAACCCGAGAGAAUCGGACCGACCAAAAUGGCUCCAAAAUCCGAUACCCAUUCUUCUGUUACCGCCGCCGGCGACUCAUCCUCCACCUCUGUCGAUCCCCUCUUUCACGCACUCCGUCUGAUCCCGUACAGCUUUCUCCGGACGCCGCGUCUACGCCUCAAGCUUCCUACCUUCACCUUACCUUCUCCCAUGACUGUCUACGCCCUAGUCCUUCUGACGUACUUUAUGGUGGUCUCCGGCAUUGUCUACGACGUCAUUGUCGAGCCCCCAGGGAUUGGCUCCACCCAGGACAGGGCCACAGGGGCGGUCCGACCCGUGGUGUUCCUCCCUGGGCGAGUUAACGGCCAGUACAUAAUCGAGGGUUUGUCUUCGGGUUUCAUGUUUGUGCUUGGUGGAGUGGGGAUUGUUCUCAUGGAUCUCGCUCUCGAUCGCAAUCGAGCGAAGAGCGUGAAGGUCUCCUAUGCCUCCGCCGGGAUCUCCUCCGUCGUCAUUGCUUAUAUCAUGAGUAUGCUCUUCAUUCGCAUCAAAAUUCCGGCUUAUCUUAGUUAAGAUUUGCUAUGUUUUCAUAUAGUUUUUGUUUUUAUUGUUCUGGAAAUUAUGAAACUGUGAUUAGAAUCGCUAAUAUAGAGUUCUUGAUUUGAAGGUUAUAUAAACCUUAAUAACUUAUGCCUGAACUCAUGUGCUAUUGCCAGGACUUAAAAUAUAUGCUGAGCUUUUUGUAUGAGUUUCAUCUAUUGAUACUUAAAGUUUCUACAGCUCAUGGGGUUUUUUCUAAA
Molecule: messenger RNA, 1170 nt
Organism: Cannabis sativa
Lineage: Eukaryota; Viridiplantae; Streptophyta; Magnoliopsida; Rosales; Cannabaceae
Exons: 1
Coding region: 422-943 (173 amino acids)
Cellular component (GO): oligosaccharyltransferase complex
Source: RefSeq, a predicted model, not a curated record